CUUGUCUUCCCGCUGCAGCCCGAGAGAAAAAAAAAAAGAAAGGGAACCCAGCCAGCCUUUGAGAAAUUAGUGAGAAAGCUUGGAGAUUUCUCCUUCCUUCUUGCUCUAGAACACACCUAGAACCCAAAAAUCUUCCUUCCCCUGCUGGAAAAGCCGGAUCUGCCUUGCUCUGCUUCUUCACCGCCGGCUGCUCUUGCCUUGUGGGGGCGAAUUGGCUUGGGUUUUUGAAUUUUCCUUCCAUGCCGCCGGCUCUUCCCCAAAUUGCAGCUCCGGCCUUGCUUGCUGGAUUCUGUUGGGGUUACUGUUCACGUCGGGUACUGUUCACCGACACUGUUCACACCCCGAGGGCCAACAUUUAACGGGGAUUUAAGUGAUUAGUUUGUGAUAUAAAAACGAAUUUGGAGAUAUUUGAUCAUGUGGAGAUUGAUAGAAAUAGCAUUGUGAUUAGGAGUGAUCUUAAUGAUGAUUUCAGUUUGAAUGUGUGAUAGUCCGAUAUUAAUUCUGAGGUGUUUUGAUUAGGUUCCCGAUCGUUCUGUCAGUUAGUGCGUGAAUUGAGUGCUCGGUUUUAUGCGAGUGAGGUAAGUAAAUUUAUGGUAAUGCCCGUACUGUUUUAAAAGCAUGUUUUGAUUUGUUUUUGAAGUGGUGGUGGGACUAAACCCGUUUUACACAAGUAUGACUGAUUUGAAGUGAAAUGUUUUGUACUUUUCAUGAAAUUGAGCAUGCCUACUUGAAAUUUGAGUGACUGUCCUGAUGAUCUGAAAGUGAUUGAUGAAUUAUGAUUUUUCUGAUAACUUCUGCCUGUUUUGUCUCCGAUAUGGUCAUGUUAUUCGUGUGCCCGCUAGUGGGAGGUUUAUAAAUGCUAGCACAUGUCGACAUGUUACUUAUAGAACCGGUUCGUUUCUGUAACCCUACUAGUGGGGGUUAAACACUAGUAAUUUCUAUAGCCCGCCAGUGGGAGGUUUAUAACACUGGCCGUGACCUAUAGAGGAGACGUCUAUUUCGUGCCCAUACUGUAUCUGUUUUCGUGAUUGUACUUGUUGGCAUGUUUUAAGUUUGAUAAGGGGCACUCCAUAAUUUACUUACUGAGUUUAUCUCAUAGUUUUUCCUUGUCCACCAUUUCAGGAAAUGAAACCAAGGACGGGGAAACCACGGGAAGUGACGAGUUAGAAGGCUAGCCACUUGUAAAUUGAGCAUAGCUUUAGAUAAAUCAUGAUCUUGUAAGCUAGAGUGUGCUUGGAGAUUUUAUGAUAUCAGAGUAAAUUUUAAAGAUUUGA
Messenger RNA from Rubroshorea leprosula, 1274 nucleotides. The record is from the annotation of a GenBank genome assembly. NCBI's taxonomy places the organism in Eukaryota, Viridiplantae, Streptophyta, Magnoliopsida, Malvales, Dipterocarpaceae.